Messenger RNA from Trichobilharzia szidati, 2997 nucleotides. The record is from the annotation of a GenBank genome assembly. NCBI's taxonomy places the organism in Eukaryota, Metazoa, Platyhelminthes, Trematoda, Strigeidida, Schistosomatidae.
AUGCCUCAAAAAUCGUUACUUGUGUGUGCCCUUUACGAUUACAAUCGUCAGCACACAGAUGAGCUUUCAUUCAAAAAAGGUGAUGUGAUAACAGUGAAACAGCAGUUAGAAGGUGGCUGGUGGGAAGGCAGUUUAAAUGGAGUUGUUGGAUGGUUUCCAAGCAAUUAUGUCACUUGUACUACUAUUACUACAGACGAAAAAGAUGACCAAGUAAUGGUUGAUGAUGGUUUGUUAAUUCAUCUACAGAACUUUCAGAAUGAAAUUAUACAACAUAUACUUGAAGGUGAAUUAAGACAAAUCAAUGAGCUAUCUCAACUAUUAUCAAUUUUUAUGGUUCCUUUAGAGCCUCUACUCCAUUUAUCCUUUUUAAACAAACUUAUCCAUUUAAAAGAUUUAUUACAACAGGCAAUUAGGAUACAUCAACAUUUAGCUUCAGCGUUGAAUGAAAUGAAAUGCUUACAUGAACCGAAGUGUAUUGGUCGAUUGUUUCUGGAAUUUGCUCCAGCAAUCAACGCUGUUGGUUGUGAUUAUUCAAAAAUAUAUUUACAUAUAAUAACAGGAUUAGAAGAGCAUAACUCAGAAGUUACACAACAUAUGGCGUCAUUCAACAUUAACUUUCAAUCACACCAUUGUAAACAACAACUCACUUUAGUGUUUGAACGCUUGGGUCGUUAUCCUUUGCUAUUAAAGGAGAUGGAGCGAUACUUAGAGGAACCACACAUUGAUCGAGGCGAUAUUCUCCGUGCAAUGCAUGUUUAUGGUGAAAUAGCUGAAAGAUGUGCAAUUCUUAGAAAAUUCAAGGAAUACGACAUCAAUGUCCUGUUGUCGACAAUUAAUGGAUGGCAAGGACAGCCUAUCCAACAACUUGGUGAUCCAAUCCUCACUCUACGCGUACUACUAGUCAGUGUACACAUAGAUCAAUCACAAGCGUUACCAGAUUUUAUUAGUACAGAAUCUUUGCUAAGAAAGACACAAUUAUCCUUGCUGGUUGUAUUUCCUGCAUGCGUCCUCCUGUUGGCGAAAACAAAUCAACCCAAUGUCUACGAUUAUACUACUAAGAUCCCACUGAAUUGUCUAACUGUGGUCAGUUCAACUGAAAGUGAAACAGAUUUGGAUCUUCUAGUUUCAGAUCCAAAUUCCACUAGUAUGGAUUUUACACCACCUUGUCAAAUAUCACUAGCUUGUACAGAUCAGAAUGCCAGAGAUCUUAUGGUUUCUACACUGACUGAUUUAAUACAAUAUCAAAUUCAAAAUGAACAACAACAACAACAGCAGACAAUGUAUACAGAACAUAUUUGUACAGAAAAUACAGAAAAUAUCCCUGUGGAUUCUUGUAAUCUAUCUGAUCAAAAUAAUUCAUCUGUGUUAUUAUCAUCAAGAAAUGAGCAGCUACAGAAUGUAAAGUAUGCAGAAGACGAAAACCUUCAGCUACAUCAUCAAUAUCAUCAUCAUCACAGUCAUCAUCCGUGUCAGCAGUCGACAACAGGAAAAGAAUAUUUAACUUCUAAGCUGUCCAAUCUUACUGUUGACAAUAAAUCGAUAAAUUCCAGCAAAACUUCUCCAGCCAAUAUUUAUCACGACGAUGUCAGUGUGGCCAACAGUUCUUCCAUUAUCACCCCCACGACAACAACAACUACUACUAAUAGCAGUAUUAGUAGUAAUAAUAAUAAGAAUGAAAAAUGUCGUGUUUCUUCAUUAAAACGAAGUAAAACAGCCAGACCAUUGACUGAACCGUCUAGUAUAACCAUUGAACACCAAUUGAAUAUCAAUAAUUCCCAGCUACAAAAACACAAACAACAACAACAUCAACAAUCAUCGCUUAAUUUAUCUAAUCAGUUAACCAAUGAUUCUUAUCAUACGAAACCGGCUGUAUCGACUGUUGACGUUUUUUAUUCAAAUACUGACAAGCUGACAACAUCUUCAAGUCUACGCUUUCUACCGCAUAAAAUCACUACCGAUGCACAUGUUCGUUGGUUUGAAGAAGAUAAACCAGCUGUAGAUGUACAACAGAAAUAUCCAUACACUGCUCACAAUAAAAAUAAUGAAGAGAGUAUAUCUGUAUCAAUCCCAUUGUCAGAUGGUACCGUAAUCCAUGCAAUCCGUUGUCUUCGCAUUGAUGGACCAUUGGAUAUAUUUAAUCCCACCGAUAGAACUGGUUCUGUAAAUGGUUUGAAUAAUUUAGGCGUGCCAAGUAAUUCUUCUACCGGGACCGGUGGAUUCUCUGGUAAUAUAACAAAUCUUAACACCACCAGUGGUACCGAUCAGACAGUGUCUGCCGGUGUUAGACCUCAAAGUCCUAAGAUGAUUGAGUCUGGAAAAGAAUCACGUCGUAAACGCGGUGGGACUUGUCAACUUUUAUGUAAUCAUCGACAGAAAAGUGCAAUCACUGUGGAGGAUGUAUUACGUUCUGUGGGAAAAAUCCAUGAAAAUGAACUGCGUACAGCUGAUGAUACAAAGAUUUUACAAGUUAUUGAAGCUUAUUGUGCUAGUUCAUGGACUCAGCAUAGUUGUCGAACGUUGGAUCCCAGCAGGACAGAUACACGUGUCAACCAGUCUAUUUUAUCACCAGUGGAAACAAAAACUUUGCUACAACAUUUUCGACAUCCAAAGAAAUCAUCCGCAUCUUUAUCAUCAAGUGUACAUUAUUCAAAGCAUGAAUUAAUUCCAGGAGGAGGUGGAACACACAACAACAACAACAACUGUACUACUACUAAUUCUGCUUCAAUGAUUAAACUAUCACGACAAAGUUUACCUCAAUCAAUUCUUAUGCAUAAAUCAUCAUUAAAACGUUCUGAAUCAAAGAAUAAAUCACAAACAUGUCUAACAAAAGAUUCUACGGGUGAUACCGGCGGUAGCAGUGUUGUUGUUAGCACUUCAGACAAUUUGAUGAAGAAUAAACCCUCGAGUAAUUAUAAACACCUAACACAAAGUGAAUCAAUCAUUCAGACGCUUUCACCACCUCCAGUUGUACUGCCAACACGAAGUGGUCGACGUUAA